GCCUCGCACCCGGACCCUUCUCCACCUCUCUGCAUCUUCUCCCGACUCGACGUCGUCGUUACAGGGAAGAAGAAGCGGGUGAGAAAAACUUCUGUUUCCACCGUCUUGCCCAUUUCUGCAGAUUUGUUCCGAGGCCGAGUGUGACCAUUAAGGAUACUUUCAACCUUGAUAGCCUGCCAUUCUACAACUCCUUUUGACGUUAAAAGGCAAUAUUUGUGCAUUGCAGAGCAGGAGACUUAACUGAUUACAAUUCAAGAAAAGUGUCUUCCAAAAAAGUAGAAAAAGAAAACACACCCAGGAGACUGAAACACCACGUAAAAAGGAGCCUUUGUUGGAAGAGAUGGUCAUGGUCCUGAGCCCCCUGUUUUUGGUCUUCAUACUGGGUCUGGGUCUGACCCCAGUGGCCCCGGCUCAAGAUGACUAUAGAUACAUACACUUCCUGACCCAGCACUACGAUGCCAAACCAAAGGGCCGGAAUGACGAAUAUUGUUUUAACACGAUGAAAAAUCGACGCCUGACCAGACCUUGCAAAGACCUCAACACCUUUAUUCAUGGCAACAAGAAUGACAUCAAGGCCAUCUGUGACGACAGAAAUGGACAGCCUUACAGAGGCGAUCUCAGAAUAAGCAAGUCUGAAUUCCAGGUCACCAUUUGCAAGCAUAAAGGAGGUUCCUCCCGGCCUCCAUGCCGGUAUGGAGCCACAGAAGACUCCAGAGUCAUUGUUGUCGGCUGUGAAAAUGGCUUGCCUGUCCACUUGGAUGAGUCCUUUAUCACUCCACGCCACUAGCCCAGAGCUGGCUCUGCUCUUCCUUCUUUGCAUUUUCCCCUUACACUGCAGCAGCAUUCAUUGAUCAGAAUCCAGAAAAUGAGCUGCUGAUCUUUUCUGCUUUACAAUAUGCUUCAUAAAUAAAAAGCCUCUCAAAUCAGUAAGAA
This is a messenger RNA of Bubalus bubalis (water buffalo), 933 nucleotides long. RefSeq names its product angiogenin (gene ANG). Bases 341 to 787 code for a protein of 148 amino acids. Gene Ontology annotation, biological process: antimicrobial humoral immune response mediated by antimicrobial peptide; innate immune response; defense response to Gram-positive bacterium. The record is from RefSeq and is a predicted model, not a curated record. Gene Ontology annotation, molecular function: nucleic acid binding; RNA nuclease activity. NCBI's taxonomy places the organism in Eukaryota, Metazoa, Chordata, Mammalia, Artiodactyla, Bovidae. The transcript has 3 exons.